AUGGGCCGGCGUCAUCUGACCGGUUCUACAUCUUACCAGCUCCUUCAUUGGACUUGUUUUGAAUAUAUAUCACAUGACUGUGAGCUCGAAGACAGAUUCUUCCCCGGCAAGAUGGCGAAAUUCCAAUUCAUUGCUGUCCAAGACCCCAACGAUAACGACAAGGCCACAAAACGCUUGGCCCGUUCGCAUGCCGUCAAGCAAGCGUUGCAGAAUAAACGGAAACUUCAGAAAGCUUCUAUGCAGAACUUUUGUAUUCAAGAUGGGAAGAACUCAAAAAGGCCUAGACAGAAGGGACAACAUGACGGACCUCAAGCUUCACCUCUCGUCAUACUUGGCGCAGGUACUCUAGAUCCUUUCGACAGCCUUCCAAUCAAAAGCUCAAGAUUACAACAUCUUCUCAACAAUCAUCAAGCCCGACAGGCUCCAGAGCCAGUGUUUAGUAUCUCUCAAGACCUCGACUUUCAGAACUUCCAUUCCGUCUUUCGAGCUGGCCUCGUCGAUCCUGCAUUGAUGAAUGCAGUCAUGCUUUCAUUGGCAUUUGCCGCUAGUGGUGGUGUAUUGAACAAUGAAUCUCUCGUCUAUCGAGGUCAGGCAAUUCAUCAUAUCCGCGAGACAAUGAACAAGACUGUUUCGGAGUCGACUAUCGGUGCCAUAUUACUUCUAGUUGGAGUGGAGGCCAGACUUGGAACAACAUCUCAAGUUCAGCUGCACAUGGGGGCUGUACAGCUUCUACUCAAAACCUGUCAAAGGUCAGGGUUCCGUUUGACCGAAGGAAUAAAACGCGCAGUAUUCUGGCAAGACCUGAACUCGUCUAUUCUGGUAGGCUCGAAGCGCAUUGUUGACCAUAUGAGCUUCACUGAGCUUGAGUGGAAGAGAGACUCUGUUCGGCAUCUUCUACAACUACCACCUGGCCUCCGAAAACGUUCUCAUCUAUUCAGCGACGGGUUCAUCGAAGUGCUAGAGGAUAUUUACGCUCUGGAGCGGAUUCGUGAUGAUUAUCGACCUGCUGACUGUGUAGUUACAGGGGCCAACGUUUCCACCAUGUUACUCUCCGAACUUCAACAGGCGUACGAUGAUCCAGUGUGGGAAGAGCAUGCAGAUCUAUUGUUAUGGCUUGUAUACAUGGGUGGUGCGUUCUCUCCGACAGGACAUGUACGCUCGGGCUACAUUGAGCUCCUGCAAUCCGAGAUAUAUGGCGCGGCGAAGUCAUGGGUGGAAACGUAUGAGCUACUCAGGGACUUUAUUUGGUCAGAUGUUUCGUUCAGGACUGAAGUUCGGAGAUUCUGGGAAGAGGCCUAUCCGGAAGCAGAUAGAAAGUUGUCUAGUAAACCAAGUGGUCUCGCCUGGCAGAAAGUAACUAAAUUACUUCGUUUCAAGGGUUCCAAGGUCUAA
Fusarium coffeatum is the source of this 1392-nucleotide messenger RNA. RefSeq lists its product as uncharacterized. The transcript is spliced from 7 exons. The record is from RefSeq and is a predicted model, not a curated record. The coding region runs from base 1 to 1392 and encodes 463 amino acids. NCBI's taxonomy places the organism in Eukaryota, Fungi, Ascomycota, Sordariomycetes, Hypocreales, Nectriaceae.